Penicillium longicatenatum is the source of this 210-nucleotide messenger RNA. RefSeq lists its product as uncharacterized. NCBI's taxonomy places the organism in Eukaryota, Fungi, Ascomycota, Eurotiomycetes, Eurotiales, Aspergillaceae. Bases 1 to 210 code for a protein of 69 amino acids. The record is from RefSeq and is a predicted model, not a curated record. The transcript has a single exon.
AUGACUAAUGACUCCCUGAAGAAGAGAGAGUCGGCUCUGUCCGCCACAUACCACGCACGGUCGCUGGUGGCGGCUAAACCGCUUUGGGAGCCCGACCACCCGGUUCCACGCAGCACAUCAAGGAGUCGUGGUUUGGAGCUUGGCACUGACUCUGAACAUGAGAAGAAUCUCACAUGGGAAGACUGGUACAGGGGGAAUGAAAGGUUUUAA